Vigna unguiculata (cowpea) is the source of this 573-nucleotide messenger RNA. Its product is annotated as pentatricopeptide repeat-containing protein At3g29230 pseudogene. Lineage: Eukaryota; Viridiplantae; Streptophyta; Magnoliopsida; Fabales; Fabaceae. The record is from RefSeq and is a predicted model, not a curated record.
AUUAUUUGUGUACUUGUGAGACAUAGAGGAAUUCUUGUUCGAUCUUGUUUCCUAUCCCACUAUCGAUGUUGACAAAUGAUAGAUGUAGAGAUCUAUAAUCUUUGUAUAGAAGAAAGUUAUGAUCCUGCUCACUUUUAUGGACGUGUGGAAGCAUACCCCUUUGAUGAUAACCAUGUGCCAUCUCUUCAAAUGAUCAGAGAUUUCUGUGAAAGUGUGGAUUCAUGGCUGUCAAGUGACCCCAAAAAUAUUGUUGUUAUUCAUUGCAUGUAUUAUGCAGCAGGAAAAGGUAGAACUGGAUUAAUGGUGUGUGCAUACUUAACUUAUUGUGGCAUGUCAGCAGAUGAGGCUCUUCAACUGUAUGCGGAUAGACGAACAACCAAUAAUGAAGGAGUAUCAAUACCAAGUCGUGGCAUAUUGGGAUAGUCUACUUUCUAAUUGUGUUCCAAGAGGAAUUGGAAAAGGAACACCACAAAUGAAGUUGCCUCAACCGUCUAGCUGAGAAUUGCGGCGAAUCAGGCUUUAUGAUACAGUCAACAUUGACACUAUAUUCUUUGUCAUCUCAGAGCUACAAGA